Ananas comosus (pineapple) is the source of this 996-nucleotide messenger RNA. RefSeq lists its product as uncharacterized. The coding region runs from base 120 to 641 and encodes 173 amino acids. Gene Ontology annotation, biological process: chromosome segregation. NCBI's taxonomy places the organism in Eukaryota, Viridiplantae, Streptophyta, Magnoliopsida, Poales, Bromeliaceae. The transcript is spliced from 9 exons. The record is from RefSeq and is a predicted model, not a curated record. Gene Ontology annotation, cellular component: MIS12/MIND type complex.
UAAAGUGUAUGCGAUUUUCCCGAAACCCUAAAAUUGGAACAAAUCCUCGAAAUACGAACGAAAAGAGAAGAAGAAGAAGAAGAGGCAAAAGAGUUUAAGGCUAGAUCGAGCCGAAGCAAAUGGAAUCGGGGUCGCAGGUCGCGAGCUCGAGGUAUUCGAACCUCAGGAAGUCGUUUCAGCUCGCGAUCCGUUCCUUGCUCACCGCGUUCUCCAAGGAGGAUGUCGAUAGAGCAUUUUCGGGAUUUAGCGAUGCUGAGAGAGAUAGUCUAUAUCACAUGUUUGUUCAUGUCGUCAAAUCUUUGCAUACAAAUAUAGAGGAGGAGUUUGACUCCAUCUGUCGAGAAACAGAGGUCGAAACCAUACUUGACAGAGUGGAUCAACUUAUUGAAGAGCAAAAUCUUGAUGUACUAUCUGCAGAGAAUAGGACUAACAUCGGAGAUGUCAAAGAGAAGAUCUCAAGAGUGAAGAAGGAAGAAAUCCAUUACCUUGCGAACCUGAUAGAAAAGGCUGAGGAGAGAAACAACGCGAUGAGAGCUCGCAUCGAACUCCUGAAGAAGCGGCAGGACUUGUCGGCAACAAAAGACGCCGUCGAGAAGUUGCGUAGCUGGAACUCCGACUGUGAAAUGCAUGACUGUAGCUGAAGAGCUGCGGUUGUGCCCUGAACUGACGUUCGUAAGAGCCGAUUCGAGCUGUGCUGUGCUUUGAUCUCUACUAGCAUCUCCUUUGUCUUGAUAAGUGGAACAAAGAAUAGGUUUUUUUUUUUUUUUUUUUUGGUUGUUGUUUGUGUAUGUGUGUAUUUGCGCGCGCGCACCCGCUAUGGUUGCUCUGUUGAAAUCUUCACUAAAAGGCCAAUAUAGUAUGCCUGUUUAUUUGUGACCCCUUGGUUUUUGUGAGGCUCUUCAAAGUGUUGAUAACUUCAGAUUGGAGAUGGGUGAAUACUUGCCCCAUUCUUUUGGUGGGUCGGAGUAGAUUCUUGGCGGAUUGAUUUUUAUUCUA